Molecule: messenger RNA, 872 nt
Organism: Misgurnus anguillicaudatus (oriental weatherfish)
Lineage: Eukaryota; Metazoa; Chordata; Actinopteri; Cypriniformes; Cobitidae
Biological process (GO): adaptive immune response
Cellular component (GO): membrane
Molecular function (GO): signaling receptor activity
Source: RefSeq, a predicted model, not a curated record
UGUGCGUGUUUCAUCUGAUGUGACUUUCUGUAAAUGUAACCACAACUAGUUGUUGUCUUUCAGAGCUAAGAGCUGAAAAUGUCAAGCGUUGUGAGUUAUAGUUUACUGUUAGUGAUCUGUUUCAGUAGCUACUCAUUACAAGAUCCACAUUUGAAAGGUACGAUGGUAGAGGGGCAUCUUGGGGGAAACGUCAGCAUCCAGUGUGCUACUGAAGACAAGAAUCAGGAUGGGGUUUACAUGUAUAGGCAUAAACCAGGAGAACCAAAACCACAGAGAAUCUUCUACUUUUACCAUGAUGGCACUUAUACUCUUAAUGAAGAUGCAAAUGUCAAAAUAAUAAGAAGUGGUACGUUUCCCGGCUUCACCAUCACCUUUUCAAACCUGACUUUGACUGACAGCGCCCAGUACUGGUGUGAAUUCAAUUUGGAAGAAAAAAUCACGUUUAGCAUGAUCACAUGGUUAUCAGUGACGGAUCCAGCUCCUGUCCCAUCCAAAGUACAAAAUCAACAAGAGUGUCCAGACAAUAAUGUUAUUCUCUAUGUGACGAUUGGCUGCACUGUAUUUAGCAUCAUAUUUCUGCUGUGCAUCAUCGGUGUGAUCGUGAAGGUAAAGAACAGCCGUAAAUAUGAACCUGCAAAAUCAUCCGAGUCCUCGGUCUAUGAAGAGAUGACUAGAACCAAACUGGAUUCAAUGUCCACAUUAAUAAACCCUGCAUAUCAAUCUUCAAGGCAAGUCCGCUAAACAUCUGUGCUUGAUAACAUUUCAUUCCAUUCAUCUUUUAAAUAUUAUUUUGAUAUAAAAUGAGUUUUAUUUCAGUUUUUAUCUUUAUUUUAAUGAACACAAAAUAAGAUAUUUGAUAAAUGAUGGUAAGC